Molecule: messenger RNA, 671 nt
Organism: Helianthus annuus (common sunflower)
Lineage: Eukaryota; Viridiplantae; Streptophyta; Magnoliopsida; Asterales; Asteraceae
Product: mitochondrial pyruvate carrier 1
Exons: 5
Coding region: 154-477 (107 amino acids)
Biological process (GO): pyruvate import into mitochondria
Cellular component (GO): mitochondrial inner membrane
Source: RefSeq, a predicted model, not a curated record
AAUAGAUAAUUAAGUCGAAAAGAACUUGCAACUUGCAAGUGGUCAGCAGUCAUAUAUUCCUUCCAUGGUAGGUGGUCUGUCUCUGACUGGAGGCUGUUAGUUCUGACGUCAUCUAAUCGCCGGCGACGAGGUCUGUUAAUAACAAGAUAAUAUAUGGCCGCCUUUCGAGCAUUUCUGAACAGUCCUGUUGGGCCUAAAACCACUCAUUUCUGGGGUCCUGUAGCCAACUGGGGAUUUGUCGCUGCGGGUCUGGUGGACAUGCAGAAACCUCCAGAGAUGAUAUCGGGCAACAUGACUGCAGCGAUGUGUGUGUAUUCCGGUUUAUUCAUGAGGUUUGCGUGGAUGGUGCAGCCUCGUAACUAUCUACUUCUAGCAUGUCAUGCCUCAAAUGAAACCGUUCAAUUGUAUCAGCUUUCACGUUUUGCAAAGCAUCAAGGGUAUUUACAGCCGAAGGAAGAUAAGUCUACAUCAACUUGAACGAAUAUGUUAUUUUUCGUUUUUGUUUCGUUUGUAUCUUUGAAGUUGAAUGUAAUCGUUGAUUUGAAAAACUAAGCUAUCUUGGCAGCUGCUUUAACCACCUUGAUUGAUCUCAAUUGAUGGUGAUACUGAUGAUGAUCAUCAUUAUUGUUCUUGGGUGUUUUGUUCAAUAAAGAUUAAUAUUUUCAUGAUUU